UCCCUUGGGGGAGCGGGGAGGCUGCAGAGGCAGAGCGCAGCCGCUCAGUCUGGAUCAGCGCAACGCCACCACUGCCUCGACGCAGGGGCGACGUUUCAUCGACACUUCACCGCUUCACAUGAGCCGCUCCGCUUGAGCAGGAUCAGCAGCGCCUCACCUCGCGCGCACACCCGCAGCCGACAGCCGCCCGAGCGAGACAUGUCCGCGUGACGACUCCGUGUUCGCAGGGAGACGAGCCAUGAGGAGAUGACCGGCUUGUAGCGCUCACAGCGGAGGAGCUGACGGUAAAUGAGAGGCCGUCACCAUGCCCCCGGGGAAGUAUGGGAUGCAGGAGGAGUGGGAGAAGGAGGGGAACCAGGGGAUCGUGAUGGACUUCCUGCUGCCAACUGGGAUCUUCCUCAAAUUCCCUGUGUCUCGAAAUGACACCAUCAAAAGCAUCAAAAAAAUGGUUUGGAGAAACGCCAGAAGCGAGGCCCUGUUCAGCGGCCUGGGCGAUCCCGACGCAUAUGUCUUCACCUGCAUCAACCAGACAGCGGAGAGGGAGGAACUGGAGGAGGAGUCCAGGCGCAUCAGCGACGUGCGGCCCUUCAUGUGCGUUCUGAGGCUUGUGGCGAGGGAGGGCGACCGAGUGGAGAAACUCACCAACACCCAGAUCAGCCUGUUAAUUGGCAAAGGUCUGCAUGAGUUUGAGGCCCAGAAGAACCACGAGGUGAAUGAGUUUCGGACCAAGAUGCGAACGUUUUGCGAAGAGAAGGCUCAAGAGCGGCAGAUAAUGCCGUGGCAGCAGUGGUUGCAAUACAGCUUCCCAUGUGACCUGGAGCCAUGCUGCUCUCCGCCGGAGCGUGGGAGCGUGAAGUCAAAAAACACCAAGAAGAUUUUCAUCAACGUGAAGUUUGAGGCUUGUGAUGAAAGCUUCAUGCUGCAGCAGGACCCUCAGGACCUCCCAGUGACUCUGAUGAGGAGCGCCCUGAAGAAGAAGGCCACCGUCUUUCGCUCGGUGCGACAGGAGCCCGAGGACUACACCCUGCAGGUCAACGGGAGGUGGGAGUUCAUCUAUGGGAAACACCCCUUGUGCCAGUUCAAAUACAUUUUCUCGUGUUUGAGAAAUGGCCAAAACCCCCAUCUGACCAUGGUGCGCGACGCCACCAUCCGCAAAUACCAGGAGGAGCAGGGCAGAAUGUACAGCCAGGUGUACAAGAGUCGCUCCUUGUCCAGGCCUCCUCCCCUGCCCCUGAAGAAGCAGAAUACCUCCUCUCUGUGGUCCAUCAAUGAGCCCUUCUACAUUCACCUGCUGCAGGGCAGCCGAGUCAACGCAGACGAGGGAAUGAAGCUGGUGGUGCAGGCCGGCCUCUUCCAUGGCAGCGAGCUGCUCUGUAAGGUGGUGACAAGCUCGGAGGUGGCAGUGUGCUCCGAGCCGCUGUGGGAUCAAAAGCUGGAGUUUGACAUAAACGUGGCCGACCUGCCUCGCAUGAGCCGCCUGUGCUUCGCUCUAUAUGCCGUCAUUGAGAAAGCCAAGAAGCCCCGAGGCACCAAAAAGAAGAAUAAGAAAGCGGAUUGUCCGAUAGCCUGGGUGAACACCAUGGUGUUCGACUACAAGGACCAGCUGAAGACUGGGGAGUUCCUCUUGUCCACUUGGCCAUCUGUUCCUGAUGACAAAGGCGACCUGUUGAACCCGAUGGGAACAGUCGAGAAGAACCCCAAUGUGGACAGCGCUGCUGGGCUUCUCAUUCGCUUCCACAACAUCCGGCCACAUCCUCUCUAUUACCCUCCACUUGACAAGAUAAGUGGCGUGGAGAAGAAUGGCGACGCAGCUAUAACCACGAAAGAAGAAUACAUGAAACUAAAAGAAAUCAUGGACAACAAAAACUACACCGAGUUUUUCGAGGACGAAAAGGAGCUCUUGUGGAAGCAUCGGGCAGAAGUGCGCGAGCGUUAUCCUGAAAGUCUGUCCAAGCUGCUCCUCAUCACCAAGUGGAGUAAACGUGAGGACGUGGUUCAGAUGGUGAGUUUACUGAGGAACUGGCCCGACCUCCCUGCCAUCCACGCCUUGGAGCUCUUAGAUUACAGUUUUCCCGACCCGGCAGUGCGUUCUUUCACCAUCAGAUGCCUCAGGAAGCUCAGUGAUGAUGAACUGCUACAAUACUUAAUCCAGCUGGUCCAGGUCUUGAAGUACGAGUCCUAUCUAGACUGUGACCUCACCACUUUCCUGCUGGAGAGGGCUUUGUCCAACAGGAGGAUAGGACACUUUCUGUUUUGGCACCUAAGGUCAGAGAUUCACGUGGCGUCUGUGAGUUUGCGUUUUGGCCUGAUUCUGGAGGCCUACUGCAGGGGAAACAUCUGCCACAUCAAGCUCUUAACCAAACAGAACGACGCUCUGGGCAAGAUGAAGGCACUGAGCGACUUUGUCAAGUCCGGCUCCCAGAAGAUGACAGUGGACGACCUGAAGCUGUGUAUCAGACAGGAGGCCUACCUGGAGGCCCUGUCAGACCUUCUGUCACCACUCAACCCCAGCAUCAUUCUCGCUGAGAUCUGUGCAGAUAAGUGCAGGUUUAUGGACUCCAAGAUGAAGCCGCUCUGGCUGAUGUAUAAGAACCCCGGGGCUCCAGGAGACAUGGUGGGCAUCAUCUUCAAAAACGGAGACGAUCUUCGACAAGACAUGUUGACCCUCCAGAUGAUCCAGCUCAUGGAGAACUUAUGGAAGAAAGAAGGCCUGGAUCUCAGGAUGAUCCCAUAUGGCUGCUUGUCCACUGGGAACAAGAUGGGGCUCAUCGAGGUGGUAAAGAACUCAGACACCAUCGCCAAUAUCCAGCGCAACAGCAGUAACAGUGCCGCCACUGCUGCUUUCAACAAGGACGCCCUGCUCAACUGGCUCAAAUCUAAGAAUCCUGAGGACAAACUUGAUCAAGCAAUAGAAGAGUUCACGCUGUCCUGUGCUGGCUACUGUGUAGCUACUUACGUCUUGGGCAUCGGAGAUCGUCACAAUGACAAUAUCAUGAUCAGGGAAACUGGACAGCUCUUCCACAUUGACUUUGGGCAUUUCCUGGGCAACUUCAAGCGGAAACUCGGGAUCAACAGGGAGCGUGUGCCUUUUAUCUUGACUUACGACUUUGUGCACGUGAUCCAGCAAGGAAAGACGAACAAUAGUGAGAAGUUUGAGAGGUUCAGGGAGUACUGUGAGCGGGCCUAUAAGAUCCUGUGUAGGAACGGGACGCUGUUCGUCAACCUCUUUGCCAUGAUGAAGGCAGCAGGACUGCCAGAGCUCACUUCCUUCAAAGACAUCCAGUAUCUAAAGGACUCUUUAGCUUUGGGCAAAUCAGAGGACGAGGCACUGAAGAAUUUCAAAGUGAAGUUCAAUGAAGCUCUGCGAGAGAGCUGGAAGACGAAGGUCAACUGGAUGAUGCACUCCUUGGCCAAAGAUAAUAGGCCGUGAAGAACACUGCCCCAAGCGAACCUGGAGACCGACCAAAAAUGAUGAAUUUGAACUCAUGGAGAUAAAAGGAAGGAAAACACAAUCAAAUCUUUUACUUUAUUAAUGCCAUUCAAAGACACUCAGCAAAUGUUUACAUGGGACUGGCCUGUCAGUGGUACAUAACGACUACAUGGAGGCAUCCAAAGACAGUCAUAUGAUCAUGGAGCAUCAUUUGAACACACAGAUAUUUUCACAAUGAAGGAAAUCCGUCGCACUCAUCUUUCUCCCAUCAAACAGUGGAAUGCCUUUGCCUUGAGGACAUCUCAACAACAAUCCUGAACGACGCUUUUUUGGUGUGUUCAAAUCGCUGCUUGUAAACGACCUGCUCGCACAAAAGUGUCAUGAAUCACGGAAACACAAGCAGAGACCAAGAGUUCCUGCGCUCACUCAGCAGGGAGCGAACUGCAACUAAACUUUAUGAUGACCUUAGACGACACCGAGUAAAAUAACAGGGCGGCAGUUUCACCUCAAGUCUCCUGUAAGGUUUACAACCCAGGGUGGCUGUCUCAUUUCCUCUCCUUACAACGGCCUCUUUGCACUUGUGUCCUUUCCUUUCAUUUUGUUGUAUUUUAUUUAAUUUGGUAACUUGGAAGUACUUGUACAAAGCCAUGCAGGAUAUUUUAAAAACGUGUUUGACUGCUGUAUCACUUAUUGAUGUGUAAUAUUGCCUUGAAGUACAGUAUGUUGCCUUUGCAGUGCCAGUAGACAGGAAGCAUUGUACCAUUUACAAAUUACUGUAAGAGAAAAUAACUUUAAAUGGGACCUUUAUUUUGAUAACAUUCCUGUGUACCAGGCUACAUUACCCAGCAGACUCUUACCAAACAGCUCUAUGCAUUAAAGGAAUAAUUUGGCAUUUUGGUAAAUAUGCUUAUUUGCUUUCUUGCUGAAUGCCAACCAGCACCUCUAAUUAACAGGUUAUGUCUUGUUUGUUAAAUCUGUAGAAAAAACUGUGUGUAAGUACAGUUUGCAGUUUUUUUUAUGCGAUGUGCUGAGCAGACACAAAACCCCCUUAAAACCACAACUUUUUAGAGAUGCUGGCACAGACGGAGGCAGAUUGUUUUUACCUUUAGACAGAGUCAGGCUAGCAUUUCUCUCUGUUUCCAGUCUAAGCUAAGCUAACUUUCUGCUGGCCCCAGCUUCAUAUUUAAAAGAGAGAUGCACUUUAAGAGUGGUAUCGCUUUUCUUGUCUAACUCACAGCAAGAAAGGGAAUAUGUGCAUUUCCCAAAAUGUCAAACUAUUCCUUUAAUAACUACUGUUAGCAAAUGAAAAAGAAAUUAUCUCAGCCAUGAGUCAAAGCUAUCAUAUAAAUGUCUGGUCAAAGGAUCAGACGAAUAAUGACUAUAUGAGGCAUUAAGAACCAAAUGAGUAAAUAAGCGGUGGACUCAUAUAAGCCAUAGACUUGACGUUGUGUUCCUCAAAAUGUGAUGCUGUACACACGGUCCUUUUGAAAGUGUAAAUCUGGACCAUGUGUGCUAUCUCAGAUGAUGCAGUCUCUGUGUGUGUAUGUGUGUGUGUGUCUUUGUUAUUUUCUAAUAUUUAAGUUAUACACUGUGUAAUUCCCAUUACAUUUUAGAACUGAUGUGCCAGUUGCCAUGAAAGAAAUUUCAUGCUCGUAGUGUCAGACACCUCUAUACUUUGACAUAUCUAACGGCGUGCAAAAUGGCGUUUGUCAGCUCAAGUGAGCCUGUGUGCUGUAGGAUUUCAUUUUAUGCUAUUGUCAGAUUAUUUUGCAUACUGCACAUCUUUCUGUCACUCCUGCAAGGAAGAUGAUUCGCUUUUCAUAGCCUUUUUAUUUUGCAUAGCGGUUAAAAUGACCUGUACCAUUUGUAUGAGUCUCUGUGCGAUGAUGACUUUUACACAAGAGCAAGUGUGGCUGUAGAUGACACAGCAAGAAGAUUUAAAAGCUACCGAAAUAUUCCCUGGGGAAUAGACUUUAAAUAUGAGGCAUCAGUGUCCCUCAGUGUAGGCUCAGCUAAACACUGCUGCUUUAAGCUGCUUCAAGCCAGGAGGAGUGAGUCUACUGAGUUGACGGGCUAUUUUUGCAAGUUGUAAAUUGUACUGUUGUUUUCUUGUGAACUGAUUGUAAUUCAUGCAUUCUGUCAAAUGGUACAAAUCUUUUGAGUUUCAGGCCUCAGUUUCAUGUGUGCAGCUAAGACAGAUAAAUCCCCCUGACCUGUCCUGUAUCUGCAUCCUGUUUUUACUUUUGUUUCACUUGCUGUUUGGAGGGAAGCGUGCACUCAGUUAAGAGUUUGCAACAGCAGAGUGCACUGAAGCUAAGCCAAGCCAUAUGCUACCUUUAUUAUCUACCUAUUUCCUGCAUCUUAAAAAAAGAAAUUAUU
Chelmon rostratus (copperband butterflyfish) is the source of this 5809-nucleotide messenger RNA. RefSeq names its product phosphatidylinositol-4,5-bisphosphate 3-kinase, catalytic subunit delta (gene pik3cd). Gene Ontology annotation, cellular component: plasma membrane; phosphatidylinositol 3-kinase complex; cytoplasm. The transcript is spliced from 23 exons. Gene Ontology annotation, biological process: phosphatidylinositol 3-kinase/protein kinase B signal transduction; cell migration; phosphatidylinositol-3-phosphate biosynthetic process. The record is from RefSeq and is a predicted model, not a curated record. Gene Ontology annotation, molecular function: 1-phosphatidylinositol-3-kinase activity; 1-phosphatidylinositol-4-phosphate 3-kinase activity. The coding region runs from base 305 to 3430 and encodes 1041 amino acids. Lineage: Eukaryota; Metazoa; Chordata; Actinopteri; Chaetodontiformes; Chaetodontidae.